Molecule: messenger RNA, 1038 nt
Organism: Aureobasidium subglaciale EXF-2481
Lineage: Eukaryota; Fungi; Ascomycota; Dothideomycetes; Dothideales; Saccotheciaceae
Exons: 3
Coding region: 1-1038 (345 amino acids)
Biological process (GO): protein import into peroxisome matrix, docking
Cellular component (GO): peroxisomal membrane; peroxisomal importomer complex
Molecular function (GO): signaling receptor binding
Source: RefSeq, a predicted model, not a curated record
AUGGUGCGCGAAGACCUCAUCAACAGUGCUGUCUCGUUCUUACAGGAUCCUUCAGUCGCUGGAGCGCCCGUAGAUCAACGCAUUGCCUUCCUCCGCUCCAAGAACCUGACCCAAGAAGAGAUCGACCUUGCUCUCCAACGCGCCGGCUCCGAACCUCCCUCUGCAUCACCGCAGCAAUCACAAGUACAGCCCUACCAGAGGCCGCCACCUCAAUCAUACAGUCAGAAUGCCUACUGGCAACCUCCUCCACAAGCGCCUCCAGAGCUCCCACGACGAGACUGGCGUGAUUGGUUCAUCAUGGCCACCGUGGUAGGAGGUCUAGGCUUCGGCGCAUACACGGUUGCGAAGAGAUAUAUCUACCCUCUAAUCGCCCCUCCCACACCACCUCAACUUGAGCAAGACAAGGCUGCAGUGGACGCCUCCUUUGAGAAGGCUUUCGCUCUCCUUGACCAACUCGCAACAGACACACAAGACCUCAAGUCGUCAGAACUGGCUCGCACAGAGAAGCUGGACACUGCUCUUUCCGACGUCGAAUCUGUCAUUGGCCAGCUCAAGGAUGCAAGUAGAAGACGUGAUGAUGAGGGAAGAAGGCUGAACGACGAAAUCCGUGGCUUGAAAGACAUGAUCCCUCAGGCUAUGGAGUCGCAGAAGAAGUCCGCCGACCAGCGUCUGAUCGAUCUCGCUACCGAGAUGAAGAGCCUCAAGACGCUGAUCAACAAUCGCAUGUCUGCUCCAGCUCCAGCACCAAGGAGCCCCAACCCAUCUGCACCUACCUUCAACCCUGCUACUGGAAGUGGUGCUGCAGCCGCAAACUCAACGUCAGCAACAGAUCCUACUCCAGCCGAACCUACACCAACACCCGCUGCGGAGACUAAGCCUGCAGUGCCCGACCGCUCUUCAACAUCCAGCCCCUAUGGUAGAUCGAUGAAUGGGCGCGCUGCAAUCCCUGCAUGGCAACUGGCUGCAAAUAAGAAGAAUCAAGAAGCAAAAGAAAAGAGUGGCACAGUUGAGACUCCUGUCGAGAACGCUACUGCAUGA